Molecule: messenger RNA, 702 nt
Organism: Phyllostomus hastatus (greater spear-nosed bat)
Lineage: Eukaryota; Metazoa; Chordata; Mammalia; Chiroptera; Phyllostomidae
Gene: PLA2G2C
Product: phospholipase A2 group IIC
Exons: 5
Coding region: 236-694 (152 amino acids)
Biological process (GO): lipid catabolic process; arachidonate secretion; fatty acid biosynthetic process
Molecular function (GO): phospholipid binding; calcium ion binding; signaling receptor binding
Source: RefSeq, a predicted model, not a curated record
AAGAACCAACAGGAGAGAGUAGUGGGCCUGAGGAUGGGAAACCUUCGGGAUCAUUCCCCGUGGGAACCAGGACUAACGAUGAGAAUGCACUGACCUCUGCAGGGCGCCGCGUUACAGGGGGAGUGGAGAAAUGGGACCACACGCCACCCAGUGAUCAAAGGAGUUCAACGACCGGCCCCCGGGGACCAGAGGAAGCUGUGAUCAAGGGGCCUGGGACCCCCUGGGCUUCUCGGGAAUGAGGGCCCUCGGCGUUCUCACGGUCUUCGCCUCCUGCUUGGUAGCCCUCACCCACAGCAGCUUCUGGCAGUUUCAGAGGAUGGUCAAGCACAUCACGGGGCGGAGUGCCUUCUUCUCCUAUUACGGAUACGGCUGUUACUGCGGGCUCGGGGGCAAAGGGACCCCCGUGGACGACACUGACAGGUGCUGCCUGGCGCAUGACUGCUGCUACGAGAAGCUGAAGCAGAUCGGCUGCCAGCCCCUGCUGAACAGCUACCACUUCCACAUCGUCAACAGCACCGUGGUCUGCGAAUGCGCCCUGGGUCCCAGCGUCGGCUGCCUGUGUGGGCUGGGGGCCUGCGAGUGUGAUAAGCAAUCCGCGUACUGCUUCAAAGAGAGCCUGCCCACCUACGAGAAGAACUUCAAGCAGUUCUUCCUGAGCCGGCCCCGGUGCGGCAGGAGUAAACUCCAGUGCUAGGGAGGCCA